This is a messenger RNA of Heterocephalus glaber (naked mole-rat), 1051 nucleotides long. Its product is annotated as molybdopterin synthase catalytic subunit. The record is from RefSeq and is a predicted model, not a curated record. Lineage: Eukaryota; Metazoa; Chordata; Mammalia; Rodentia; Bathyergidae. Gene Ontology annotation, molecular function: molybdopterin synthase activity. Gene Ontology annotation, biological process: Mo-molybdopterin cofactor biosynthetic process. Gene Ontology annotation, cellular component: cytosol; molybdopterin synthase complex.
UGCCAGGUUGAAGUACUGUAUUUUGCAAAAAGUGCUGAAAUAGCGGGAGUUCGUUCAGAGACCAUUUCUGUGGCACAGGAAAUAAAAGCGUUGCAGCUUUGGAAAGAGAUAGAAACUUGACAUCCUGGAUUGGCUGAUAUUAAAAAUCAGGUGGUAUUUGCUGUUCGUCAAGAGUAUGUCGAGCUGGGAGAUCGGCUCCUCCAGCUGCAACCAGGAGACGAAAUUGCCAUUAUCCCCCCAAUUAGUGGAGGAUAAUGCUUUUCAGCCGUGUAGGAAAAAUAUGGAUGAAGCUGAAGAGAAAUCUAAAGACAUAAUAAAAUGCACUGCCGAGAAACUUUUAGUAGAUGAAGUCUCACAGUUGGUGAUUUCUCCAGUGUGUGGUGCAGUGUCCUUAUUUGUAGGGACUACAAGAAAUAACUCUGAAGGGAAAAUCAUUAGUUUAGAAUAUGAAGCAUAUAUACCAAUGGCGGAAAAUGAAAUCAGAAAAAUUUGUAGUGACAUUAGGCAGAAAUGGCCGGUAAAACACAUAGCAGUGUUCCAUAGACUUGGCUUGGUUCCAGUGUCAGAAGCAAGCAUAAUUAUUGCUGUGUCCUCAGCCCACAGGGCUGCGUCUCUAGCAGAUGUGAGUUAUGCCAUUGACACUCUAAAAGCCAAAGUGCCCAUAUGGAAAAAGGGAAGCGGGAGAGGUGCAGGUGAAAUAUAUGAAGAAUCAUCAUCAUCAUGGAAAAGAAACAAAGAAUGUUUUUGGGCAACCAGUGAUUAAUCACAUAUUUUAGAGCAUUAAAUCUUAAAUUUAGCAAAUUUUCAUUCUUGAUAAUCUUUUGAUUUUUCUUCUACAGAAAAGAUAGUUUCCUGAAGCACAGUCUCUUAGGUUUUACCAAUGGAUCAAGUAGAAGAAAAAAGAAGGAAAAAUAAAUGGUUUGGGGGAUCUAAGAACUAGAGAUGGGGAAGAAAUGAGAUCAUUUAACUGUGAGGAAAGAUGUCUGUGGUAGACAUACCCUUCCAUGAUUAAUUUCUAAUUAUGACUCAAUUCAUAUUAAAGUGAGGCCCC